AUGGGGGAGGGCGCGGACCAGACAUUGCCACGAGCGUCGAGCCCCGCGAUCGGGGAUUCUAAACCACCCAGAGCCUCGACAUUCCCCGAACUAGGUUCGGUGACUUCGGAUGUUGCGUCAGGUUCAAGCAAUAGCCAACAAGAUGGAAGACAUUCUCGUCGUCCACCUGGUUCCAUUCCGCUGGUCAGAAACUCUACACUCACGCUGCAUGAGACUCGCACCGAAUCUAGUGCUAUCGACCCCCUAUCACAGCAUAUCAUUCAACGCAUGAACACCCAAAAAUCAAUCCCAUUGAAGCUAUUGGGUCGGGCAUCGUACGAGGCCGAAGCAGCGGGUUCGGAGUACAACCUGUCAGACAACGCGGCUCGGGGAGUUGCAGCAUCAAGCCCCAAACUCUCUAAAGAAAAGAAAAAAGGUGUUUCUUUCUUAAGUCGAAUUAUUGGUGGCAAAAAGAAAGAUACUUUAUCUGAAGGAGAAGAUGAUACCUCAGAGGCUGAGGCUACCCGCAUGUCCCUCGACACUUCACACCCGAUAGGGUUUAUCCCUCGUCACGCUGCACCGACACGAUAUAUGAGGGUCCGAGCUCAUUUCAAGAAAGAUAAGACUUUUGAACAUGUUUUUUUGUCACAAGAAUUACAAGGCAUGGGUAUGCCACAACCUGUUGCACAACGCCGUCUAUCCACAUCGACCAGUGCCAAUGAUGAAGGUACUGGAAAGGCAAUAUGGGCAUUAAGCUUCUCAAAAGAUGGCAAGUAUCUAGCGGCGGCGGGGCAAGAUCGAAAAGUUAGGGUGUGGGCUGUCAUCACUACACCAGAAGAGCGAGAAGCAGCCAAUGCGCAGGAUGGCGAGAGAGCACCAGAUGGACAACCGCCCAAAUUCAAGGCAUUGGUGUUUGCACCCAACCCUGUACAUGUCUAUGAGGGACAUACGGGAAGUGUAUUGGACUUGAGCUGGAGUAAAAACAAUUUCUUGCUUUCGUCCUCAAUGGACAAGACAGUUCGACUAUGGCAUACUAGUCGAUCAGAGUGUCUCUGUUGUUUCCAACACAGCGAUUUUGUCACAUCAAUACAGUUCCACCCCAAGGAUGAUCGCUUCUUUUUGGCAGGUUCCUUGGACACCAAGUUACGACUAUGGAGUAUCCCGGACAAGACUGUGGCAUUCGUUACAACGGUGCCAGAUAUGAUCACCGCAGUAGCUUUCACACCAGAUGGGCGGUACUCGAUGGCGGGAUGUUUAAAUGGUCUUCUCAACAUUUACGACACGGAAGGUCUCAAAGUAUCUGGUCAGAUUCAUGUUCGAUCAGCGCGUGGACGCAACUCGAAAGGGAAUAAAAUCACUGGCAUCGACACAAGGAUGGUUCCCGAGGAUGAUCCGAAUGGGGAUAUCAAAAUCUUGGUUACGAGCAACGACUCUCGAAUCCGUCUCUACGAUUUCCGAGAACGGGCUUUGGAGGCCAAAUUUCGAGGUAAUGAAAACACUUGCAGUCAAAUUCGAGCUUCUUUCACCGAGGAUGGCAAACAUGUCAUCUGUGGAAGUGAGGACCGCAGGGCUUAUGUCUGGCCGAUUGGAGCUGUCGAGCGAAAUUCCGAUAAGAGAGCCGUGGAGAUAUUCGAAACCCAGUCAGCUAUUGUCACAGUGGCCGUGACAGCUCCAACAAAGACCAAGCAACUCCUUGCAUUAUCCGAGGAUCCGAUCUAUGACAUCUGCAACCCACCACCUGUAGCUCUUGUGAAUCCCGAGGACUUAACAGGAACCCCCAAGCAAUCUACACCAACCGAAAGCAAACACAAACACAAACGAUCUGUAUCAACACCACACUUAUCCAUAAUCAGCAAAAUGGCCCAAGAGUCACCAGCAUAUUUAGCUCGUUCUAAGCACGAUGACGGAAAUCUCAUUGUCAUCGCCGACUACUCCGGUAGGAUCAAGAUCCUCCGACAAGACUGUGCUUAUCACAAACGCCGCUACGAGAACUGGGACGCCAAUUCUACAAUCUCCCGUCGGAUUCUCCGACGCUCGAACUCCGCACGACACAGCAUUGCCUCAUCCACCGGCAAAGAAUCCACACAUAGGACCCCAUCCGAGCGGAUCAUCUCCUGGCGCAACUCCGUGGUCCGCCAUGGCCGCAACAGCACCGAGGGAUCCCGCUCCGGACUCCGAACACGUAGUCCCUCACCGCAACGACCAGCGGUAUUCCGACUCUCCUCAUCCCGCCCAUCGAGUCUAGGCCCGAAUGAAUCUCUUUCGGUAGUCACGAUGUCCCCACCUGGUUCACCUCGCCGAUCUCGGGUAUUUAACGGCGAUAAUAACCAUCGUUUGCACGAAGAACCCAACAAGAAACCCAAUGGAAGCCAGGUGCCAGAUCCUCGCAAACUGCCUAUCUCUUCAGCCGAUCUUGUGGCUAGUGGCAGGGGUAAAGAUAAUCCCCUGUGGCUGCAAGGAGAUCACAGCUAUGCCUACUGGAAUAAGAUCACACAUGAUGCGUUGGCAGCCAAGUCUCGCAAGCAGAAUAAUGACUUGCUUAGUCCGAAUCGCAUUCCUUCGGGAGGUGAACGCAAGAUGAGCAUAGCUGGCAGUGUGCUCAGUAGUGAUUGUGGCUCCUCGGCUGGUGAAGUGGACGAGGAUAUUCUCAAAUGCGACCAUUGUCGUGGAACCAACUUUCGAGGUGUCAAGGAUCGCGGUGGGAAGCAAAGGCUGAUCUGUGUUCAAUGCAACCGGUCUGUCUCUUGA
This is a messenger RNA of Penicillium malachiteum, 2727 nucleotides long. RefSeq names its product WD40 repeat domain-containing protein. The record is from RefSeq and is a predicted model, not a curated record. Bases 1 to 2727 code for a protein of 908 amino acids. The transcript has 5 exons. NCBI's taxonomy places the organism in Eukaryota, Fungi, Ascomycota, Eurotiomycetes, Eurotiales, Aspergillaceae. Gene Ontology annotation, molecular function: protein binding.